Messenger RNA from Caenorhabditis briggsae, 1284 nucleotides. It is a transcript of the gene Cbr-dhs-29, whose product is annotated as Protein CBR-DHS-29. Gene Ontology annotation, cellular component: lipid droplet. The record is from RefSeq and is a predicted model, not a curated record. Lineage: Eukaryota; Metazoa; Nematoda; Chromadorea; Rhabditida; Rhabditidae. The transcript is spliced from 10 exons. Bases 1 to 1284 code for a protein of 427 amino acids. Gene Ontology annotation, molecular function: oxidoreductase activity, acting on the CH-OH group of donors, NAD or NADP as acceptor.
AUGUAUACCAGUUGGACAUGGAAGAUAUGGAGUACACUUGGUGUGAUUCUUCGAAUCCUAUUCAUUGACAUUCCUUUGGACAUCUACAGAUUCCUCAAUCUCCAACAAAAAAAUGUACAAGGUCAGACAGUAGUUAUUACUGGUGGUGGAUCUGGUUUGGGAAGAGCGAUGGCCUUAGAUUUCGCUAAGCGAAAAGCAAAAGUUGCAAUAAUUGACGUGAAUAAGGAAGGCGGAUUAGAAACAGUGAAAUUUAUCGCGGCGGAAGGAAACAUGGCAAAGUUCUGGUUUUGUGAUAUUAGUGAUGUGGAGGGCAUGAAGAGUACAGCAAAGGAAAUUGAAGACACUUUUGGUGAUGCUGAUAUUGUGAUCUGCAAUGCAGCUAUAUUAUCAUUUACUUCAUUUAUGGAAAUUUCCAAUGAACUCCUUAGAAAAUGUUUGGAUGUCAACAUAUUCGGAACAAUUAAUACUAUCCGCGCGUUCCUUCCAAAAAUGGAAAACCGUAACGACGGUCAUAUUGUAUGCGUCUGCUCCAUUGCUGGUUGGUCUGGAGAAACCAUGGGACUAUCUUACUGCACAAGCAAAUUCGCUGUUCGUGGAGCCAUGGAAUCCCUACAGAUGGAGCUUAGAGACCGUGGAUUAGAAGGAAUCAAGACAACAACGCUUUACCCGUAUUUUGCCAGAACACCGAUGAUUCUUGAAAAUAACAUGAGACCAACUUGUACCUGGUUCCCGUUUAUGAGCGUGAGAUCUUGUUCGAGAAGAAUGGUGGAUUCUAUUUUGAAGGAGAAGGUCCAUGCAUUUGUUCCCUCAUAUAUCACACUCAUUCCGUUCGUGAAGAAUUUCACCUCACUUCAAGUGACUCGUUCUCUUCGCAACUACUUGGGAGUCAAAUAUUUAGCUUCGGAUCCGUCCUUGUGCAAAUUAAGACUUAUCGAGAUGUCCGACUUCUUCAGAUCGCCUCCACUUUUCUGGUGGUUUGUCAUUGUUCCAGCUCUGGCAAUUAACUACAUCAGUUACGCCAAUCCAGAAGCCGCUCUUCACAUCCCACUCAUCGGAUCUAUUGUCCACACAAUUGGCACUCAAUUCCAUUUUGUCACUCUUCUGACCAAUCUUUUCGCACUUGCUGCCCAUAUCGGUGAAGCUCUUUACGCACUCUACUUGUGCCACAAGGCCAACAUCAGUUUCGCUUCCACCGCCAAAUGGGUCGUGCAAACCUUCAUCCUCGGAUUCCCAUCGCUUUCUAUUCUCAGCCGAUACAAAGCGAAACAACGAAAAACUAAUUGA